Molecule: messenger RNA, 2037 nt
Organism: Colletotrichum orchidophilum
Lineage: Eukaryota; Fungi; Ascomycota; Sordariomycetes; Glomerellales; Glomerellaceae
Product: fungal specific transcription factor domain-containing protein
Exons: 8
Coding region: 1-2037 (678 amino acids)
Biological process (GO): positive regulation of transcription by RNA polymerase II; DNA-templated transcription
Cellular component (GO): nucleus
Molecular function (GO): sequence-specific DNA binding; zinc ion binding
Source: RefSeq, a predicted model, not a curated record
AUGUCGGGUGAUGAAGAGGAUAAGAGGAUAUCGGUGCCGGAGAGUUACCUCCGAGAACUUCAGAACAGGAACAGCGAGCAGGAUUCCGACCGCCCGGCGAGGGCUCUAAGUCGGGGCGACGAUGUUGAGGACGUGCAGAGUCGGUAUACGGAUGCGUAUGCGACGCCGCAUCACACUUCUCUUUCUCAGAGUGAAGACACCGCCGGCCAGUCCGAGACACCGAGGCAUGAGAGUCCGCACCUUGAAGGUCCUCCGGCGUCUGAGCCGGACACUGAGGUAGGAGAUGCUCCUUCAAAUCACGAAGACCACGGCGAUUUCGGCCCAGGGUUUAGACAGAACCCGCUCGUGGACAGCGGCUACACCUUUGCAAAGGUGGGGGAACGGUACUGGUACAUGGGCCCAACCUCAUCAUGGUCAUUCUGCCGACGAGUAUUAGCCCUGCUGGGCAAACGCAUACCAGAGGCAGCCCCAGACCCGUGGCAUCUCCCCCACGAGGGCGCCUUCAGGAUGCAAUGGACGCCCCUAGGCGCCACCGAGACGCCCGACGUCUCCAACCUCCCGCCGCUGGACUACGCCCUCUUCCUCUUCAACACGGUCAAGUUCUAUCUCGGCGCCGUCUUCUACGUCAUUGACGAGCCGUCCUUUCUCAAGAACCUCCACGAGCUGUACGAGGACCCCGUCGGCAAGGCCAGCGCCUCGAGGCUGUGGUACGCGCAGUACCUGCUCGUCCUCGCGUUCGGCAAGGCGUUUGUCGUGAACGGUAGUUCGCAUGCGGCCCCGCCCGGGGUCCAGUACGCCGCGAGGGCCAUGUCGUUGCUGCCGGACCUGUCGGGCUUGAAUCCGGAUACGAUUCCUGCUAUACAGGCGCUUGCUUUGGCUGCGCUGUACUUUCAGUGCUUGGAUAUGAGGUUGGCUGCGUAUCAACACAUUGGACAGGCGCUGCGAAUCGGCAUCGUUGAAGGCAUCUAUAGACAUAUGCCCGAAGAAGUUGUCGGUAUCGAGUACUCGCGACGCUGCAAUAUUGUUUUCUGGGUGGUGUACACCCUCGACAGGGAAUUUUCGGCCUUGAUGGGAGCGCCGACUUCUAUUCGGGAUGAGGAUAUCACUGUGAAGCUUCCUUCGCAAAUGGACAAUUCCCUUGAUGCGCUGAAUAUGACGCUGCAUGUCCGACUAUCGCGGCUCAUGGCCCGUAUCCUUACAACUAUUUAUGGUGUGGGCAAAGAGUUUGAUGGUUCGCUGGUUCCCAACACCCAGUCGAUCCUGAGGGAUCUGGCGAGAUUAUCCCGGGAUCUCACCGCGCUCCUCGACACGCACUUUCAAGGCUCUGUCAGCAGAGCUUCCAGGAUGGCAUUGCGACUCAUCCUGUCUUACCACCACUGCGUCGUCCUGACCACUCGGCCACUGGUCAUGUGUGCCCUCCACAUGCACAUUGAACACUCCGACAUGCGACACUCACAAACAGUCUCCCUCACACCACCAGUCGCAUCCCUCCUACAAUCCUGCGUCGACUCCGCACAGACGGUGCUCCGAACGCUACGCGUCCUCGGAGACGAAGACCUCCUCGAAGCCUUCCUCCCCUUCCAGCUCGAAGACGCCUUCUCCUCAGCGUUCCUCCUCUACCUGAUCCGGGUCAUCAGCCCUUCCAUCCUGCACGACGACGCGUGGUGCGAGAACAUCAAGUGCGUCCUGGACAAGAUGAUUUCCAAGGGGAGCCUCGUGGCGCCGCUGCGGAAGCUGGAGCUGAGCCAGCUGGAGCACAUCAUGUCGGCGCUGACGCCGGUCGGGGAGGAGCCGCCGACGCCGCCGCCGACGAGUACGGCGAACCACCACCACCACCACCACCACCCUUCCCACCAACAUCAUGGGCACGGGCACGAGCACGGGUCAUUUUUGGAUCAGAUGGAGGAGGCUGGGUGGGAUAUUUUUGAUACGAGCGGCAUGGGUGGCCUUUCUCCGCAGGCGUUGUUGGAUUUGGCGGAGAGGUUGGAUGUGGAGGACUUGAUACAGUCUGUUGAUGGGAAUAGGGAGAGGAGUUGA